AUGGGCAAGAGAGUGGCCAUCAUUGGAGCUGGUGUCAGUGGCUUGGCCGCCAUACGGUGCUGUGUAGAGGAGGGGCUGGAGCCCACUUACUUUGAAAGAAGCAAUGACAUUGGAGGCCUGUGGAAAUUCUCGGACUGCACAGAAGAAGGCAGAGCCAGCAUUUAUACAUCUGUAUUCACCGACUCUUCCAAAGAAAUGAUGUGCUUUCCAGACUUCCCUUUCCCUGAUGAUUACCCAAACUACAUGCACCACAGCAAGCUCCAGGAAUACAUAAAGACCUUUGCUAAAAAGAAGAAUCUCUUGAGAUACAUACAGUUUGAGACCCUGGUUACCAGUAUAAAGAAAUGUCCCAACUUCUCAAUCACUGGCCAGUGGGUUAUUGUUACUGAAGAUGAUGGGCAGCAGGAAUCUACUGUUUUUGAUGCCGUAAUGAUCUGUUCAGGACAUCACGUAUAUCCCAAUCUGCCAAAGGAUUGUUUUCCUGGCCUGGACCAAUUUCUAGGCGACUCCCUCCACAGCAGGGAUUAUAAGAGUCCAGCAGCCUUCACAUGGAAGAGGGUCCUCGUGGUCGGCCUGGGGAACUCAGGAGCUGACAUUGCUGUUGAGCUCAGUUGUCUGGCUACACAGGUCAUUAUCAGCACCAGAAGUGGUUCCUGGGUCAUGAGCCAGGUUUAGGAUGAUAGCUAUCCUUGGGAUAUGGUGUACGUUAUCCACUUUGCAUCCUUUCUCUGCUACAUCCUUCCUUCAUUCGUCUCUGACUGGUUAUAUGUCAAGAAGAUGAACACAUGGCUUAAGCAUGAGAACUAUGGCCUGAUGCCUUUAAAUGGUCCCCUGAGAAAAGAGCCUGUGUUCAACAAUGAGCUCCCAUCCUGCAUCCUGUGUGGCGCCAUGUUCAUCAAGCCUAGCGUGAAGGAGUUCACAGAGACCCUGGCCAUUUUUGAGGAUGGGACCAUGUUUGAGGCUAUUGACUCUGUCAUCUUUACAACAGGCUAUGCUUAUGCCUACCCCUUCCUUGAUGACUCCAUCAUCAAAAGCAGAAACAAUGAUACCUUGUUUAAAGGCAUCUUCCCCCCACUAAUGGAGAAGCCAACCUUGGCUGUGAUCGGCUUUGUCCAGUCUCUUGGAGCUGCCAUCCCAACAGCUGACCUGCAGGCCCGCUGGACAGCUAAAGUAUUUGCAAAUUCGUGUACCUUGCCAACCACAAAUGAAAUGAUGGAUGACACUGAUGAGAAGAUGGGAAAGAAACUCAAGUGGUUUGGCCAGAGCCAGACUUUGCAGAUAGAUUAUAUCAUGUACAUGGAUGAGUUGGGCUCCUUCAUAGGGGCCAAGUCUAACAUCCCAAGGCUCUUCCUGAUUGAUCCUCGGCUGGCCUUGAAGACAUACUUUGGCCCUUGUAGCCCAUACCAGUUUCAACUCAUGGGACCAGGAAAGUGGAAUGGGGCCAGAAAUGCCAUCCUGACCCAAUGGAACCAGACAGUGAAGCCAAUCAGGACAAGAGCUGUUGGUGAAGCCCAGCAACCCUAUCCCUUUUACAGUUUGCUUAAAAUGUUUUCAUUCCUUUUACUCCUUCUGGCUUUUAUGCUUACAUUUUAUUAA
Molecule: messenger RNA, 1596 nt
Organism: Carlito syrichta (Philippine tarsier)
Lineage: Eukaryota; Metazoa; Chordata; Mammalia; Primates; Tarsiidae
Product: putative dimethylaniline monooxygenase [N-oxide-forming] 6
Molecular function (GO): flavin adenine dinucleotide binding; N,N-dimethylaniline monooxygenase activity; NADP binding
Source: RefSeq, a predicted model, not a curated record